Messenger RNA from Phyllopteryx taeniolatus (common seadragon), 7217 nucleotides. It is a transcript of the gene fbrs, whose product is annotated as fibrosin. Lineage: Eukaryota; Metazoa; Chordata; Actinopteri; Syngnathiformes; Syngnathidae. The transcript has 18 exons. The coding region runs from base 1505 to 5407 and encodes 1300 amino acids. The record is from RefSeq and is a predicted model, not a curated record.
UGUGAACAAACGGAGGCUGCAUCAGGCACCCGUCGUACGGAGGAAGAAGACUUGCGCACACAAUGCACUGCACCGCUGACAAGGGUUGCGUCUCCCCGAUGUCCACGAUACAUUUACAAUUCCGUGGAAACGCGUGAGAAGUAAGCGGCGGGGGACGCGGCGUCUCCCUCCACACGUUUUUUGUUUUGUUUUUUGCACACUGGAUUUGGCCAGGAAAUGGAAUCGCAAGCAGGGGACGCCGGCGACCGGUUGAACUUGUGCUAAACAUUGGAUCUAAACAGUGAAGGCUGCACGGAGGAGCUGCCCAGCCCGACACCCUGGUUUAUGGAAAUCGACACCGAGGCUUUCAUAGGCGGGCCUUGAAUUUUUGUUCCAAGCGAUGGAGAGAGAGCAGAAGCAUUUUUGUGCGUGAAGGACUAAUAUAACGUUAUUACACGAGUGAUUGUCACUAGUGGUUUCCCAUCCUUCUAGUGUGCUUUGGAGGGAAAAAAAGGAUAAACCCCCGCUAGCUAACAGCUGGAUCGGCUAAUGCUAACCUAGCUGUGGUGCUAACGUUACGUCUUUCUUUUGAUGGGAUACAAAACUCAAACCAUCACUAUCGGCCGUCAAAAAUAUCGACAAUUGAAAAAAAACCAAAAACAAACCAUCGACCGGGGAAUAAUAUUCGGCCACACGGUUACCUAUCCGGCUGUUAGUCGCGCGUUGAUACCUUGAAAGUACGUAUUUAUUCAUAGGUUGCUGUCUGACUAUAUUGUGAUGUAUUGAGUUAGCUCCGUUAGCGCUAUCGGAAUUAGCAAAUGCUAAUUACCUGGAGUCAACAUCGACCAAGUGCUUGGGAAGUGCUCGCGUUCAAUGCGUCAAUUGAAGCACAUUUUGCUCCUUAGAUUUGAUUCCGUGAGGGUGAUUAGUGCCGUUUUCAUAUAGUAACACAAUGACACGACAACCAGUGUGUUGGCGUUCCAGUAUUUGGCUUUUGGGCCUUCCUAACUAGCUAACCGAGUCAUUUUUUUGUGUGUGUGCUAGCACUCAAAUAAAUUGUCAGCAAAUUGUUGACGGAAAUAUUAGGUGGCGAUGGCCUGAUUUUCAAGACUAAAGACCUUUUAGUUGGCUUUGUCAUCGAUCCAAGCAGGGUUGUCCUUUUUUUGUUUACAUGGUUAUUCGCUUGUUUUCCAAAGAUCCUCGCUAGCGAGCUAAUGUUAGCCAUUUAGAAGAUGUCCUGAUCGUUGUGUUUUGCUUCUUGAACAUAAUUGAAAUGACACUCAAAUUCCGCCGAAAGAAAGGCCCCGAUGCCAAUAGACUGUUGUCAAAGGAAGGAAAAUAGUACAAGCCACUGGUUCGAUUAACGACAUUUUAACUGGGGCUCCGAGCGUGGGCCCGGGGGUGGGGGGUGGGUGGGGGGCUGGCUGGUGUCAUCUCUUUGCGGUUAGGUGCCACCUUCCACCGGACCGGGACUUGAACUAAGUGCCUUUGGAGUCAGUGGAAUUCGACAAAAGGCCUGGGGGACAUGGAGGGCCCGAGCCGAAGCACUGGAUCCAGGCAAAGCCGCCGCUCCCGUUCCCAGCGCGACAGGGAGCGGCGGCGGAGGAGAGUCAACCUGGCCGAGGAGCGGGCCACCUCCCUGUCGUCGGGCUCCGAUCGGGACGAUCGCGGGACCAAGAGCGUCCUGGGUCCGGGGGAGAAAGAGGGCCGGCCCGCUUUCGGCCGACACAGACCCCCGCGUAGGAGGAAGAGGGAGUCUGUGUCCUGCGAGGAAGACAUCAUUGAUGGCUUUGCUAUUGCCAGCUUUGUCACCUUGGAGGCUUUGGAGAUGGACUGCUCCAUGAAGCCGAGCCAGCACAACGACAUGCUGGGAAGGAGGAACAAGGGCAAGAGGGGUCCGGAGGAGAAUGGUAGGGGGCCGCUGUCCGAGCCAGAGGAAGGCGUUCCGCACAGCUACUCCAGCAGCUGUUGGAACAAGAGUAGGAACAAGCGGCGGAAGAUCGAGGGACACCCUUUGGAGACUGGCUACAUUUGUGACACUGAGAGUGAUGCUGGAGACAAGGCCUCGGACCAUGACAUGGAUCCAGUGUUCACAGUCAGUACCAGAAAAGUUGUUGAGCCUCCACCCUCCACCGUGGGCAAAAGCUGCCCGGGCAUGCCGGCACGGAGUGGCGUCCCGCGGUUAAUGGUGACGCCCAGAGUGUCUGGCCUGGAACGGAGUCAGGAGAAAAGCCUGGAGUCGCAUUUCCCAGAGGCCGUUUCGUCUUCUACCUCUUCCGCCUCCUUCCCGCGCCUGCCUUCCCGCUCCCCGGCCUCAGCGGCAGGGCCGGUCCCCAGGCCCGGCGCCAUCAACGGUAAUGGCGGCCGCCACCACAACGGCAGCCCCCCACUGUCAAAACCGAAGCCCUUCCUCACCUUACCGGGACGGUCUCACGCCCUUUACAACAGGAGCAACACUCCAGUCAAGUCUGCAUCUGUUGCAUCGUCUUCAUCUUCUAUGCGCCCCCCAACUCCCUCCACCAGUGUCUCCAUGUCCUACAUCCGGGGCGCAGGGUCCUCGGGGCCCCUCCGACCUCCAUCUCGGGCGAACUCUGGGACUUUGUUCACUUCCUCACCAGGUCUGCCUCCCCCUCCUCCUCUACUCCAGGGCCCUUCCCACUCAUCAGCAGCAGACCAGGAAAUGCUGCGGCAGAAUUUGAACUCUCACUUCCUGAACGCACAAGAGCGCGAGGGCAGGCGUAGCGCUCCGGGGCCCGAAGGUAGUAACGCCGCUGUGGGUCGCUCUACUCCCGGCGGGGCGUCAGCGUCCAGUUCUACCCCGGGAUCGACGGGCCGGACGUCCCAGAACCAGCCCAGUGUCCAGCCGCUGGCCUACCAGUUCCAUCAGCACAACCACCAGCACCAACAUACGCACACGCACCAACACUUCACGCCCUUCCUGCACCCCACCGCCACCGCACCGCCCCUGUUUGAUAAGUACCCAGGCAAAAUGGAAGGGCUGUAUCGGCAUCCUUUCUUCCCGCAAUACCCGCCGCCGCCCUCAGUGCCCAAUAUCCAGCCUGUGAUUCCUCCCACCGGGCCUUUCAGCUCCCUGCAAGGAGCAUUCCAGCCAAAGCCUCUUGUCCCUCAGGGAACUGGUCCGGAUCUGAGCGCUCGCCUCGGGGUCGUGCCACACCACCUGCAGCCCAAAGAUCACCGGCUAACUGAUCCAUUCGGGACAUCGUUGAAAAUCAGUAAUAAACCUGGAAAGUGGUGUGCUAUGCAUGUAUAUGUGGCCUGGAUGAUCUUGAGUCAUCAGAAGAAAGUAAAGCUGAUGCAGGCUGAUCCUCACAAGUUGGAUUUCCGCAGUGACUUGCUGGCCCGUCUUCCGGGAGCCGGUGGACUCGGCCCCAUGGGGCCCAUCGGAGGCCCCCUGCCUCCAAGUCAUGACCUGACCAGACCUCCCACCCUCUUCUCAGCGACAGGUGCAGUCAAUCCGUCCUCGGCGCCUUUCAUCACUCCAUCGGCACCACACUCGUCUUUCCUCGCUCCAGCUGCACAUUUGGAUCCAUAUGGCCGAUCUCCACCCUUCACCCCGCUGGGAGCCCUCGGUUCCGGUGCCUUUGGAGGACUCGGAAGUCCAACACUUGCGGGCUCCAUGUUCGGUCCUAAGGACUCACCCGGCAGUGUGGUGGGAAGCUUGUCCAAUGCUCCCAAUCACCACGACCCGUGGGGCCGCCUCCAUGGCGCACCAUCGGGCUUCCCAGCGGGCCCCAGCUGGGCCAAAGGAGGCGACAAGCGGGAAGAGAGGGAUCGCGCCAAGGACGGCGAGCGGAGAGAUGUACCCCACAUCAAAGAUGAAAAGGACAGAGACAACAUGCUGUAUGGCCGUCCACCUGUGAGAAUGUCUCCUGUGGCGCCCUCUUUCAAACCCCGCAGUAGCACCCCCACCGCCCACAUCAAUGGCCACAGUAGCGCCCUGGGGGGUGGUGGUGGGCCCGUUGAGGACAUGAGUCGAAGUCUGAACAGAGAUCGAGAACGCGAGCGGGACCGAGACGUGGACAAGAGGCAGCUGCCGACGGUGUCUUCGCGGGGUCUUCCCCUUGGCUCUUCCUCUUUAGUAGCAGACAGAGACAGACCACGGUCUUCCUCAUCCUCCGUGCACAACACCCCUCCGCCCACCAGCCGCUCAGCCCAAUCACCUAUGGACCUUUACCCCCGCCCGCUGGGCCCGGCAGCACACGCUCAUCACAGCGAACACUCCCAAAGAGACAACAGCCUCCCCACGUCUUCGGCGGCUUCUGCUGCCGUCACUUCUUCAUCUCAGGCUAAAAAGUCUGAUAGGACCACGACACCCGUCUCCAAGCCCCCACUGCUCCUGCCACCGGUUAAAGUGAAGGAGGAGCGCAAAGAGGAGCCAGAGCACAUCCCCAUCUCCUUGCCUCCCCCGCUACCCAACAACACCUUCGACCGCCCCAACAGCCACCCACACCACCACAGCUCUGGUACGCCAUCGUCCUCUCUCUCACUGACUCCCACUCCGGGUGUCCCCCUCCCGCCUCCCACUCCGAACCCGCCCUCGCACCUUUCCCUGUUGGAUCGCUCCCGGGCUAUUGAGGCCUAUCUGGGUAGCGCGGCAGGUUCCGGUUUGGUAGUGGGCCCGGGUGGGGAGCGUUUCACCCAUGGGACCCCACAGGGACCUCCGCAAGGUCCACACAGCUUCACAUGGGAUCCCUGGAGGGAGCUGGCAGCCCAGCAGCAUCAGCAACAUCGAAGGGAGGCUAUGGCGCUCCGGUCCGACCCACACCUCACCCUGCGUUCAGAUCCACACCUGGCACGGCUCCUCCAGCACCAGCGCCUCCUGGAGGCGGAGAGAGCGGCUGCCGUUGCAGCUGCGGCAACUGCGCCUCACCACCCCUCCACGUCCACCGCCUCCAACCAGGCGGUCCGCCAAGAGCUCGCCCUCAUGGCCCACCACUUCGACCGGCCUCACCAGCUGGGUCCCCCGGGCGGGGGCCUGAUGGACGAAGAGCAGCGUGCACAAAUCCUACGGGAAGACUUUGAGCGGGCGCGCUUCUUUGGUAUGCAUCCCCACCUCCCGCCCAGCUCCCACCUCUCCAGCCCCUCUCAUGCUGUUACCGCUGCUCACCUGGAGCAGCUGCACCCUGGCCUUCUGUCCCACCACCUGCCUCCAGGGGCCGCCGCUGCCGCCUCCCAGCAUCACGCGUCUCUGUACUCGCGUCUGGGCCCACUUAACGCACACCACGUGCCCAACGGCAUCCUGGCAAAAACGCCGGCGGGUUUGGUGGGGGCUCUGUCAAUGGGGGCACCUCCGCCUCUCAUUCCGUCCAUUACAAGCCGGGCAUCUACUCCGCCCCGCGGUUCCAGACUGAUGGGCCCGGGAGAGCUGACACUGUUCGGCGCCCACAAAGACGGAGAGUCCAGAUAGUACAGGUUGAAGGAGAUGAAGGGAAAUGUCAGGAUCACUGUGCUGCUCGAUAACACAGUUGCUCACACAAAGUAGUCCCAGCAAGCGGAGCCUCGCUGCUGGUAGAAAUGCAAGACUCAUUGAGGUGUUCCCAGUGCAAUUUUGACUACAUUAUGGAAAGCUGCAUGAGCAUUUAUCCUUGAUAUCCAUCUUAAGGUCUUUUUCCUCACUGGUAAGAUUAGGAUAUAAAAUAAAUCCUCAAAUGGCCUGCUAUAAAACCAUUUGAGCAUUUAUUCAAUAUUGUUUAAGAUCCAAAUCCUAGUACGCUCGUUGUCCUCACUAGUAGGACAACUUUGGCAUAGCAGUAGGACAACUACAUGUUACUAGUGAGGCAAAACUGUGCACUAGUUGACAAUCGUGUGCUACGAGUACUAAUAGUAAACAUCUAGUGUUUCAUUACUAGUACGAGUAGCACAGUUUUGCCUCACUAGUAACAUGUAGUUGUCCUACUAGUGCAGCAAAGUUGUCCUACGAGUGAGGACAGAGAGCGUACUCGUACAUGGACCUUAAAGGAUAUCGACUAAAUGGUCAAAUGGCUUGCCAUAGCCGUUUGAGUAUUUAUUCGCUAGCCUCCCAGUGUGCAGAAUUGUUUUACGAGUGAGGACAAAGCACGUACUAGUGCAUGGGCCUUCAGCUGGAUAUGAGGGAUGUUAAAUAAAUGCUCAAACGGCUUUCCAUGCUACAUUUUUGUAUACAUCUGACUGGUUUUAUUUUCUGUGGGCAGUUGGUUACUGCAGGGCCGUCAGUGGCGGCACACCUUUUGUUGACUUUUAAACAAGCCUUUUUCCGCGUGGAUCGGCAGUGACUUCCAGAGGCAAGUGCACCUGAAAAUGUGUCAAGAAUUCAGAUUCCCAUCGGGUCGAGUCUCUUAAUCCAUAAGACGUGGUACUGGGGAGGAGGGUGUGUAGACACGCAGGGGUUAUAGUGGCACGUUGUGUUUGUGUGUCCGUUUGUCCUUGUGAAAAGACAAUAUUGAUGACAAGACCAAUCCAUUAGUCAGUAAGCAUUGUACCUCAGUUUCUUGCUUUACCCAAAAAUCAAAAAAACCCCAAAGCCUCAGCGUCAUGGAACAUGAGAUUCAUCCUUUUUCGCUUUGUUUUUGGGGCUUGUUUUGUUCCUCGAGGAUCGAUGGUGAAAUGAACUGCAAUGCUGCCGUCACUCACACAGCGUUUUAGAGCUUCCUCCGUUUCCCACUCUCCUCUGGACUAUACGAGCAGGACCAGAUUAUAGUAGUCUAGACAAAAUGCCUUUGUAAUUAUUAUUCUUAACAUUAUCUUCUAUAAUAAUAAAUAUAUUCACUGUUAUGUUAUUUGUCAUUGUUUCAGGUAUGCACCAGUACUUCCCCACCCCCCACCCCCCCAGGUAGUAAUACUACACAUCAUGCAAAAGGCUUUCCUCACACUAAAGGUUGGAAUGCUGGUGAAGAGCCGCCUUUGGACUUUUCAAGGAUCUCAUCUAUGCCUUUAUUACACUCACAGGGAGAUUUGACAGUGUGCCCUUGCUUUUGGUGUUUUAUCCAUUUGGGACAAUGUAGAGCCUUGUACAGUAAGAAUUGGAAACAAUUUUUGUCACUGACAAAAAAAUAAUAAGUUAUAUACAUGGAGGAGUGGGACAUCUGUUGAAGAACUGAAAAGGCAUACAAAGGACAUCCACAGUGGACGUACUGAGAGGGGAAAGACUGGGUCGAUUAUUUUAAUAUGACCAUUUUAUACCUUUCCAAUCCCUCCCCUAGAGACCACAAAGAUUAAUUAUUAAAUGAACUGUUGUUUAC